Messenger RNA from Gallus gallus (chicken), 7758 nucleotides. It is a transcript of the gene AKAP1, whose product is annotated as A-kinase anchoring protein 1. The record is from RefSeq and is a predicted model, not a curated record. NCBI's taxonomy places the organism in Eukaryota, Metazoa, Chordata, Aves, Galliformes, Phasianidae. Bases 3519 to 6170 code for a protein of 883 amino acids. Gene Ontology annotation, molecular function: RNA binding. The transcript is spliced from 11 exons.
GGGGUGGGGGAAGCAGAGAGUGGUCCCUGGGCUGCAGGGAGUGGUGCUGCUCCCAGCGUGGAUAUCUGUGCACAGGGGUGGGCGACUGAAUCCAAGGGCUUUCACUGCUGUCUCAAGCAGAACGAUAAUGGAAAGGUGGUGCGGCCUCUGGCCAAUGUGCUAAACUUCUGGCUUGCUCAAACGUUUGGGCUGGCUCUCCUUCAGAAGCAGACUCAAACUGGCAAGCUUCCUCAAAUGUUUGAGGGGUAGACAAGGAAGGUGAAGGUGGUGCUGAUGAAGUGGUGCAGCUGUUUCUGAAGUUCACCUUUCUGGUGAAGCAGUGAGUUUGUCUUAGCCUUGUCUGUGGCUCCCAGCGGGACACCAGCGUGGCUGAGGAAACUGAGUAAUGAAACGAGGGAGCAGGAAGCUUGUAAGGUACCAAGUGCAGUAAGGAGCUCGAUAAUCUGAUAGGGUUGAUGUUAAUUACAUAGAGUAACCUGUGGCUUAUUGCAUAGCAGGCGGGAUCAGCUCAGGGCCUCACGUUAAUCUGUGCAGCAGUGCAGGUGGGGGUGGCUGCUGGUGCUGGGUGGUUGUGCAUGCAUGAACUGCUUGGUGAUUUCUGAGACAUCUGCAAAGAAAAACACACAGUUUGGCAAAACUGAUACUUUCGUUGUAAACCUCUGCUUGUGAGUAUGUCCAUGCAAACAGCUCCGAGACCUGCUUUGGGCCUCCAAGUGAUGCUGCUGGAGCUGAGCAGCUCUGCUGGUCCAAUCUCAGGCUCCUUGGUGGGGCAGAAGGCACAGAAGUGGAGUUGUUGGAUGAAGCAGUGAUAAAGUUGGGCCGUCAGCACAGCAGCUUCAGCUGCAGAGGAAGGGAGUGAGCUGUUGUAGGAACGUCAGUGGAGCUGAUUACACCAAAAGCAGUCUUUAUCUCUGAGAUAAAAGGCAGCCCGGUGUUGGUGUUUCAUGUUCCAGAGCUCUAGUUUAGCUCUACAACAACCAUUGUCAUAAUAACCCCUCUGCAACUAGGGCUUGUUGGUUUUUUUAAUACUUGAAGAUUGGAGAGUGGCUUUGUUAAUAGUUUCCAUCCGCAGGAGAGGCAGCUUUGUGAGCUGCGUAGUUGGUGAAGGGAGGUAUUGCCUCCGGAGCAUCCCCUGCUGCUCCUGUCUCCCAGUGCUGGUGUUAGUGGCAGCAAUUGCUGCAGAACUCUUCACUUUAAUUAAGUAUAGAGAAACUCACCUGUUCACUUUUUAAGUACAUACAUCGUGUCUGAGAUCUGCCUGCUGUCGGCUCCCUGCUGGUUCUGAGUCACAUCUCCUGAGCUCUCAGCUCUGGGUGGCGGAUGUUCUUUCUGGCUGCGGUACACUGCGCUGGGAGGACAGGAUGGGACAGGCGGGAGUCCGAAAUGCAGCCAUGUCCUGCAGCUGCUCGGUGCGUCGGGUGGGCGGCACAAGGCUGGCGGCCUGGGGAUGGGCAGAUGGCUGCGGCUUCACAGCCCGUCCCGUGAGGUCUCUGUUGGGCACCGCUCACUGCAGCCCGACCCGCAGCCUCCCACGGGGGCAGCUGGGCACUGGCAGAGGCAGGUCGCUGCCGCUCGGGUUUGCCACCUCUGGGCCGUUCCUGUGCAGCAUUUCCUCUGUUCUCGCUUGUAGCGUUUCCAGUUCUUUGGGGUUUUGUCUGCUCUUGUUCAUCUGCCUCCUAUAAGGCAGAGCGUGUGCUGCAGGUUAUUUUUAGUAUGGAAAGUUUUAAGAGGCCGAGGCAGCCUUGCCCAGUUCUCUUUCACCCAGAUAGUAUUCAUUUCCCAACUGCAGGGCUUGCUGGGGAAGCCAUACUUCCAGUGGAGCCCCCACUCGCUCUGGUCAGGUGGUACUGAGCUCCGGCUGCGUCUCAUCCUGCUGGUGGGCGCGGGGUGGGCGCCUGGCUGUGGGGCAGUGCCCCCACGGCACCUUCCUGUGCUCCAGGGAUGGCCGCGCUCUCCUCUCGGGCCUUAGGAAUGAGCUGUCUGGCUUCCCUGCAAAGCUCGUCCUGCAAACAUUUCUAACCUUAUAAGGAUGCGUGCACUGAGGGAUUGCUUGGCCUGGCUGGAGAAGCAAGGUGGCUUAAAGCCACUCUGGGACUCUGUUGCAAACCAGUGGAAUGAACUGACUGUCCUCAGCUUCUUUUUUUUUUUUUUUUAAGGUAGGUGAGCACCGUGUGCCCAUCCUUGUCCUCAUCUCCCAGGUCCUCGCCAGGAGUUCUCCAUAAAUCAAGUCAGAAUGCGACCUGGAUUGCUGCCCGCUGCCUUCCCUGCUGUCCUAAUCCCUCCCGAGGGCAGUGCUCAACACGGAGCAGCUCCGUGCAGAGCUGUGAUGUUCAGAGCGGACUCCUGAGAUGCCAAUGGUGUGAGCUCUGCCCACUGUGAGGGCCGCAGGGCCGGGCCCCUCUGUUCUGGUAGUGCCCGGGGCCGUGUGACUUGACAAGCUGCCAUCUCGUGCCCUGCUGCUGGCGGGGGAGGCGACGGCGCUCAGCCCUGCGUGUGCAAAUGGUCCCAUUGCCCCCUGUGUGCCCCAGCGGUCAGACGAGCAGCGCGGAGAGGGCUCCGUCACUCCAGAACGUGUUGGGAAAUGGAUGUGGCUUUAGGAACACUUUCAGGGGGGUGGAGGAGGUGUACAUCCCAGCACUGCAGUCCGGCGGAGCAGCCUUUGGUCAGCCGUGUGCAGCCGGGGCCCUCCCUGGCGCUCCCCGGGGCAGUGGCAGCUGCCAGCCCAGCGCCCUCCUGGCUGCGGCAGAGCAUCGCUGGCAGCAGAGCGCAGCGCUUGCUGGGAUGGGUCCGAUGGCAAAGCAGAAAUGAAAUGGGUUUCCCAAGGAGCGCUCAGCCGAACUGCCAAUUCCCUCUGAUUUAAACAUCAUGGAAGAGCAAAGAUCUUUAUCUUAAGUGGUUGUACUGUUCAAAAUAACUCUUGGAAGUGUUCUGUCUGCCAGGCCGGGACAGGCCCAUCCCCCGUGGGGCAUCCUGCUGCUCCCUGCUGCACUGCGGGGCUGUGUGGGACUGUGGUCUGUGCGGUUGGCGCAGCUCCGUAGGGAUGGGUCAUAAUGGGACUGUCUUGUAUGGGGGAGCUUGCUGGGAAUGGGCUCCCGUGAGCUACUUUAAUUUGAGUUUGUGGUAUGAGACAGAUUGUGGGGUGGUUCUGCAUUAACUAUGGCAAACUUAAGUGGACAGCAGACGAGCAGCAGCAGUGGCUCUCAGUGUCCCAUUGUGUGCAAACCUUUUGUCUUAGCGGUGUGCAGGCUUUCCAACGGCCAAGUUCAAAAACAAACAGCGACAAAAAAAAAAACCUCCAAACCAAAUCCAAGUUACUGCACAAAACUGUGUUGUUUUUUCCCCUCAAUUCCAAAUCCGAAGCACACCAACGUGUUAUUCUCAGCCACGAGCUCUGCUGCCCGGCUGCGAGGUGACUGCUGCAGAACGGAUCGGAACUGCCCCACGCACGCGGCUUCCGCUCCCGCACAGAGCAGCGUAAAAGCCUCACUCCUGAGGAUUAAUUGCUGAGGCUUUGUAAAAUGGCUUUACGCUUUCGCACUUUCUUCCCGUACGCCAUACCUGGAGUGCUGGCACUUCUUGGCUGCUGGUGGAUCUAUUCCCAUAGAAAAAAGCAUCCAAGCAAUCGUAACAGACAAGCAAUAGCCAUUGCAGAAGGGAAGCAGAAAGAACUGCCAGAGAAUGACUCACCACCCAAAACUGAAGCAUGUGUUCCUCAAAGACUGCCUCUCUCCCCAGAAGAGGAACGCCCAGAGAAUGAAACCUCGGCCUCCCUGCUGCCAGCAGGGCCGAUGACGCCCUCUCCUACGCGUCGGACUCGCGAGAGGUUAGAUUUCUCACGGGACCUUUCAGCCCCAGCAAUAAGGACAACUCAGCCCAGCACCGUUGAGGACGACAGUGAAAAACUAGAAAUUAAAGGUUCUCAAGAUGAAAGCAGCGUCCCUGCUUGUGUUUCUCUCCCUCUGAUCUCAAAGAGCACUAAGUGUCGCAGUGGUGCUGCAGUCAGCCCUGAAGAGGAUUCAGGCUCUAGUACAAACCAAGCUAAGUGCCCGUCAGCAUCGGUGGUGCCGACACAAAGGUCUUUGGGAAUCACGGAGGAGAUCAGCAAUGCAGAGCAGUCAGAUGAGUCUUCACUUAAGCCCCCUAAGGAAAGCCAGAUGCCAGAAAUUGCGCUGUCGGAUACUGGCUGUAUGACAGCCCUUCACUUGGGAUUGGAGAAGGAAGCCGAUGCCCCACAAGCCCUUCUCACUAAUGAAGUUGUACUGAGUCACCAGGAUUCUGCAGUUAGGGUGUUAUCAGGCAGUUUGGAGUCUGCCUGUUUGGAGCAAUCUAGGGAAGAAAAGAUACCUGAGUCGAAUGACAGUACUGUACCUGUGUGUCAGGGAGAGGACACACAUGCAAAAGGAAAUGAAUUGGAGAGAGAGAGGAUCAGAGGAGUGAGCUUAGACAAGGAAGAAGUUGAGAAAAUCGAGCAAGUAGCAAUACAAAUAAUUUCCAAGGUCAUUUUGGCAGCAACUGAGGAAGUGCUGGCUGGUUCUGUAAGUGAUGUGUCCAGUCGGAUCUGCCAGGCUGCAGCCAGCCGAGUUGAGAGACCUCAGGAGAGAGCAAGCACUGCUUCUUCUGAUCAGCUGCUUGCGGCAGAAGCUGGAGGAGGGGAUAAGAACACAGCUCUUAAGAGCGAUGCUGCGGUACCAACAUCCCUGCCAACAGAGGAACGUGAUCAGUGUGUGACGUAUUCCAGCUGUUCGGCACUUGGCCACUUAUCCAGCCCGGUUCAGGGAGACACACAAGACCAUCAGGAAAAGAACUGUGUGCACAGUGAGUCCCAAGGAGUUGAUAGAACUCUUGUGGCAAGCCAUGGAGGAUCACUGGGAAAGUCACACUUGGUUAUGGAGGACUCUGGGUGCAGCACGUGUGCAUCUGAAGGUGGGACAAGUGUGGAGGACCCGUUGCAGAACACAUUGCUGUCUGUCGCAUCAGGCCAGCAUUCGGACUUACUGAGCACAUCUGCAACCCAAGACACUUCUGCUGAGCAGAGCUCAGAACCAAGUGAAAAACCUCCUACCCUGAAGCUACCUGAAGACAGCAAAGUGCCAUACAGUAAUGGGAUGCUGAAAGAAGACGGUUCAGAUUCGCGCCAUGAGGGUAACUGGGCGGCCGAGAUGGAUGGAGAUCACUCAGGAGGUUCGGAUGUAAAUAGCAUGGAUUCUGUGGACAGUGGCUGUGCCCUGGGGAAGACAGAGACCCACCAGAACUCUAAGCCAGGAGGAGAAUCCAGCAAGUCUGACCUCACUAUCUGGGAAAUCGAGGUUCCAAAGCAUUUAGUUGGCCGCUUGAUUGGCAAACAAGGGAGGUAUGUGAGCUUCCUGAAGCAAACGUCUGGUGCCAAAAUUUAUAUCUCAACACUACCUUAUUCCCAUGACUUCCAAAUCUGUCACAUUGAAGGUUCCCAGCAUCAUGUAGAAAAAGCACUGAGCCUUAUUGGCAAGAAGUUCAAAGAGCUGAGUCUCACCAACAUCUAUGCUCCACCUCCACCGUCGCUGACGCUUCAUUCCCUCCCUAUGACUUCCUGGUUGAUGCUCCCAGAUGGAGUCACUGUAGAAGUGGUUGUGGCUAACCAAGUCAAUGCAGGACACAUGUUUCUACAGCAGCAUACGCACCCCACUUUCCAUGUCCUGCGUAGCCUGGACCAGCAGAUGUAUGUCUGCUAUUCUCAACCUGGAAUUCCAACCCUGCCAACACCUGUGGAAGUUGGUAUUAUCUGUGCUGCUCCAGGCCUGGAGGGGGCGUGGUGGCGGGCACAAGUUGUUGGCUACUUCAAAGACAGUGGUGAAGUGGAGAUCAGAUAUGUUGACUAUGGAGGAUACGAGAGAGUGAAGAUUGACACACUCAGACAAAUCAGGUCUGAUUUUGUAACACUACCUUUCCAAGGAGCAGAAGUUUUACUAGACAACGUGGUGCCACUUCCAGAUGAGGAUCACUUUUCAUCAGAAGCUGACGCUGCUGUUAGUGAGAUGACCAGAGGGGCAGCACUGCUGGCGCAGGUCACGAAUUAUGACAAUGCAACAGGUCUGCCACUGAUACAGUUGUGGAGUAUGAUGGGAGAUGAGGUGGUGUCAAUAAACAGAACUCUGGUGGAAAGAGGAUUUGCUCAGUGGGUUGACAACUACUAGUGGUGUCCUGGAUGCCUCGACAACUUUUUCCUAAUGGGGAAAAAAAAAAAAAAUCCUGUUUUGCACUGUUACAAUUCGGUUUGGCAACCUCCCACAGAAGAUCUGUUUACACCUGCCUGCAGAGUUUUGUGGUCCAUUGAAAACUGUUUUGCUCAACUGUUACCAUUUCACUAGAAACACAUACCUCAUCUCAGUGAAAGGCAGGGUGUUAAAAGCCAUAAUGAGAGAUACUGUAGCUUUAAGGCAAAAAAAUCCUCCCUGGCCUCUAUUUAAAUGGCAAAAGCCUUUAAAAUCCUGGGGCUUGCUUGAAGCUACCAAAUGCCCCUGAAAUGUAAGCUGUGGCUACAUUUGUGUUGAAGAUGUGUGGUACCCCAUGGAGUUGGUGUCUGCUUUUCCUGGAAGUUACAGUGGUUGUCCUUUUUAUUUUUUAAACGGGCUCUGCCUGUGAAAUUAAUGAAUGUUAUUAAGGAAUUUAAUGUUCAGUUAUGGAUUUUUCUAUAUUGUGCCACUGACGUGCAUAAAUUGCAUUCAUCUUUUAUCUUCUUGAUGCCAGGAGGUUGAUGAGCUGCAUUUGUUGCACAUCCUGUGGCACGUCUCACUGCAAUCAUGCUUUUUAUGCUUGAUAUGCUUAAGGAAGAAAUGCUUGGAGUGCAGGAUCCAUUACCACUACAAUUUUGCUCUGAAAUAUCGUGUAUUUAAAGAAAAGAACCGAUUGCCAAGCCUAAUUGUAAUUUGUAUUUUUCUAGCUGUGCAAGUCUGUAAAUAUAUAUAAAAACAUUGUAAUAUUUUGUACAAGAAAAACACUGGAAACAAAGGGAACUUUACAGAAACUUUUUCACACCAAAAUGUCCUAUGUAGGUAGAACUGGUUUGGAGUGCAUUAGGAUAGCCAACGUAUUUGGAGCAUCUGGAGAUGGGAGUGUUUCUGCUGUACUGUAUACAGGAUUGGCAUUCCCUUAGGUUGCUGUCUGGUUUGAAUUGUGAUCACUGCAUUCUUUGCUAUGUUGCUGUACAGACCUGUUUAAAAAAAAAAAAGUAACGAUUUGGCAUUACUAUUGCAGUGGUGUUCUCUCUCACAGUUGGUUUUGGUUUUUUUUUUUUUUGCUCCUUUUUAGAUUUAUUUGUAUCACAAACUUAAAACAUUAUUUUUUGCCCAAGUAAUUUAAGCUGACUUAAUACUCUUAAGCACAUGCCCUCUAAUGUAUAUCACUUUAGAUAUGUAUUGAGUUGGGAUUUAUUGCUGGUGCAGAAGAUACUUGCCAGGCAAAUGAUGUAGUCAGGGCCUCCCAGGUUUUUUCAGGUGGGUUCAAAGGUGUCUUUGCAUCCACUGAGCUCAUGUGUCAGUACACUGCACAUUUGGAUAACUGCCUACAAAAGAAUUUGGUCCAGUCCCUUCUGAUGUGUUAUGAUUAUUAUAUCCUUUCUUGAAUUUUGUCCUAUUUGGCGCUUAUGAUUUAAUGUUCAUAUUUGCAAUAACUUCCAAUGGAAACUAAAUUUGGUAAUUCAGUUAAAUCUAUAAAACAUAUAUCCUUUUGGAAUGUUUCUUUCCAUUUCAAUUAAAGCUCAAAUUUUAAGCCGUCUUAAUCAAA